This is a messenger RNA of Chondrus crispus (carragheen), 423 nucleotides long. RefSeq lists its product as hypothetical. NCBI's taxonomy places the organism in Eukaryota, Rhodophyta, Florideophyceae, Gigartinales, Gigartinaceae. The coding region runs from base 1 to 423 and encodes 140 amino acids. The record is from RefSeq and is a predicted model, not a curated record. The transcript has a single exon.
AUGGGCAGGACUCAAGAAGGGGACGGAAAAGGUAUUAAAACAAGAAAGGUGCGUCCCUCUCUGGACGGCCUUAAGUUUGCUGCAACGACAUUUGGUCUGGGCACACUGCUGUGCGGGGCUAUGGGCGUGGCGGGGUUUUAUGGCAUUAAGAGGUGCUAUGCAGUCGAAUCAUUUGAAGAGUUUGGAAUGGUUAUGAGGGAUGCAGUUCCAGUCAAACGACAGCAGAUGGAAACUGGUUUAAAACCAAUCUUGGACAAAGUGCGGCAAAACGCGGGUGACUCAUUACCAGCACCGAUGCGCAAACUGCAGGAACUAUUUUUGAGCAGUAAAUUUGGAAGUUGGGUGAGAGAACAGGUCGAAUUUUCGGUAGUCGAACAAACCGUAGAUGCUGAUAAGCAGAGCCGCCCGAUUAAAGAUCGGUAA